UGGAACAUUCUGGAUCUCUCCCCAGGGAAGGAGUGCUCCUUCGAGCAGCUGGAGCACGUGCGGGAGAUGCAGGAGAAGCUGGCACGGCUGCACUUUGGGCUGGAUGUGUGCGUGGAGGAGCUCCCCGAGGAGCAGAAGAAGGCGGCGUCUGACAGGAACCUGGAGCAGCUGCUGGCACACCUGGAAGAGCUCAGCAGCUCCAUGUAUCCUUGGCUGGGCACGGGGACAGCCUGGGGACAGCGACAGUGACAGUGACUGGGACAGUGACAGGGACAGUGGGGACUGUGGC
Messenger RNA from Cyanistes caeruleus (blue tit), 289 nucleotides. Lineage: Eukaryota; Metazoa; Chordata; Aves; Passeriformes; Paridae. The record is from RefSeq and is a predicted model, not a curated record.